UCGCGCUGCUUCCUGUGUGAGCCGUUGGACUCAGUCUGUCUGCGGCGGGGCUCCGGAAUGGACAGCGGCUUCGCAACUUUCUCCCGGAGAUUCGACCACUUUUCUGCCCCGCUCGACUCGGCUUUUGUGCCCCGGAGAUGGAUUUGUGAGCGGGAGAAGUCCGAACCGAGCCCGUCGCGACUUGAGUCGAGCGUUUAGAUUCUUUCUGCGUUGCCGGAGUUGUUGGAGGAAGUGGAAAAAUGCCAGUUGCAACUCUCCUGCCUUUCACCGCGACCCCGAGCAGGAAGUCCGCCAGCCCCACGUCCUUCAGGCUCACAGAGAAGUUCAUCCUGCUGCUCGUCUUCAGCGCCUUUAUAACUCUGUGUUUUGGGGCCAUUUUCUUCCUACCGGACUCGUCCAAGCUGCUUAGCGGAGUUUUCUUCCAUUCCUCCGCCGUGGAGACGAACACCCGCACCGGUCCGGACAGCAGCGACUCGGGUUCGGCUGGAAGCGACGACAAGGCCCUGGCAAAAAUCCGAAAAGACCACGAAAAAGCUCUGUUAGAGGCUAAGGAUACCCUCCAGAAACGGCCCGACGAAAUAAAGCAGGACAUCCUGGACGAAAAAGCCCAAGUUGCGAAUGAUGCGUUGGGUCCGGGCGGGAAGGAUGUAAAUAACCUGCCGUUCGUCCAGUACCACCGCCCCCCCGGAGCCACCGGACGGGAGCCUCUGGACCCCGAGAACAGGGACCGACGUGCUAAAGUCAAGGAGAUGAUGAAGCAUGCGUGGGACAGCUACAGGCGCUACGCCUGGGGUUCCAAUGAGCUCCGGCCCGUCUCCAAGCAAGGCCACUCCAGCAAUCUAUUUGGCAGUAUAAAAGGAGCAACGAUCGUGGAUGCUCUGGAUACUCUCUACAUCAUGGAAAUGUUUGAAGAGUUCGAUGCUGCUACCGACUGGGUGGAGAAGAACCUUGACUUUAAUGUGAAUGCAGAGAUUUCUGUGUUUGAGGUGAACAUCCGGUUUGUUGGAGGUCUGCUGUCGGCCUACUACCUGUCUGGGAAAGAGGUGUUCCGUCAGAAGGCGGUGGAGCUGGGUGAAAAGCUGCUGCCAGCCUUCAAGACCCCCACCGGCAUCCCCUGGGCUCUGCUCAACCUCAAGAGUGGCGUCGGGAGAAACUGGCCGUGGGCAUCGGGCGGCAGCAGCAUCCUGGCAGAGUACGGCACCCUGCACCUGGAGUUCAUGCACCUCAGCAAACUCUCCGGGAAUCCAGAGUUCGCUCAGAAGGUGAUGAACAUUAGGAAGGUCCUGAACCGCCUGGACAAGCCCCAGGGGCUGUACCCCAACUACCUGAACCCCAACAGUGGCCAGUGGGGCCAGCAUCACGUGUCUGUCGGCGGUUUGGGCGACAGCUUCUACGAGUACCUGCUCAAGGCCUGGCUGAUGUCUGACAGGAACGACGAGGAAGGCAAGAAGAUGUACUACGACUCCCUGCAGGCGAUCGAGACCAACCUGAUCCGGAAGUCGAGCAGCGGCCUGACCUACAUAGCGGAGUGGAAGGGGGGGCUGCUGGAGCACAAGAUGGGCCACCUGACGUGCUUCGCAGGCGGCAUGAUCGCCCUGGGCGCCGACGGAGCGGCCAGCGACAGGACGGGCCACCAGAUGGAGCUGGCGGCCGAGAUCGCCAGGACGUGUCACGAGUCGUACAGCAGGACCGCUCUGAAGCUGGGCCCAGAGGCGUUCCGCUUCGACGGCGGCGUGGAGGCCAUCGCCACCCGCCAGAACGAGAAGUACUUCAUCCUCCGCCCCGAGGUCAUCGAGACCUACAUGUACAUGUGGAGGUUCACCCACGACCCCAAGUACAGAGAGUGGGGCUGGGAGGCUGUGCAGGCUUUGGAGCAGCACUGUAAAGUAGAGGGAGGCUACAGCGGCAUCAGGGACGUCUACUCCUCCAGCCCGAACCACGACGACGUUCAGCAGAGCUUCUACUUGGCCGAGACGCUAAAGUAUCUGUACCUGCUCUUCUCCGACGACGACCACCUGCCGUUCGACCACUGGGUCUUCAACACGGAGGCUCAUCCCCUGCCGGUCAUCAAGAAGGACCGAACGGAGACACCCAACGAAGUGGAGUAGUCCCCCUACCACCCACCCACCCACGCCGGGGACGCCGGGCCUCGGCGCAUCACGUUUUAACGUUUCCUUUAAGAUGAAAUCCUCCGGAGCUUUCGAGUCGUUGUCCAUGUUCAUGUGGUCGAGCUGAGACGUGACUGCGGUCACUGCUGCAGUAGGUGGUGAAUGACUAGAAACCCACAAUGUGAUGAAGCAGCGUCUCCGCCUGCUCGGAUGUUACAGCGGGAGUGUGACGUCUGUGGCCAGUCUCACCUUGUUCACUAGUUUUUUUCUGUGUCACCAGUGGAACCAGUCGUCAGAGAACUGUGCUGUGACUCAACGACAUCUUAGCUUUUUUGUUUUGAGCGAGGCGGUGGAACGAACCUUCCCAGCACAAACCACCUCCUCCCGCCUGGUUUCCUCCUCCCUCCCCUGAGUUCGCUGUGAUGUGAAACGGACCGGACCACCGCUCGCCCCGUGGUUCCUCCACCGCGUAUCUCAGUCUUAGUUCCUCUGUGUUUGUCUGGCUCCUAAUUCCUUCACCAGUAUUUCUGCGGUUUGACCAAUAGAGGGUUUUUAAAGCUGGAGAUCAUAUCACUGCUCUUCGUCUUCAGUGAAAGAGAACUUUUACCUUCAUCAUUCAGUCUUCCUCUGUGGUUUGCGAUCAUUUAAUUUGACCAGGACAUGUUGUUGGGAGCGUGGGUGAAGCUCUGCUGCUGUACGUGCUUGCUUUGAGUAGUAAAUAUUAAACCUGAUUCAGCUGAUCUCUGACGGCCCUGCCGGUCCCUCUGGUCCUGGCGCCGGAGCGUAGGACAGGCCGUCGGACCUUCUCUCCUCUAUGAGGAGACGCAGAUUUCACCCCGACACACAACAAGCCAUACGCCGUCAACGCAGCUUUACCAUCCUGUCACUGACGCCACUACCUUCACCUCCACCGUCAUGGACCGUUCUGUCGUUUACCCUUGUUAACUCAUGUUUGUUGAGAGUUCAACACUGACCCGGUGAUUUAGUCCAAUUUAAGGCAAAGGUUCCUCCCAGCGCCACACAGAACUGUUUAGUCUUGGAUCUAGUGCCUUCACUGUUGAAGAGGAGUUAGAGGGAGAAGCAGCUGAGGUCUGAAAUAGUCCUGGAGCUUUAAGUAGGGUCCCGAAGCUCAGAUGAGGAUUGUACCAAAACCAGAAGGGAUGAAACAGAAAUCCUCCUUUUAUUGGGAUAUUUAAUGUACAGUGACUUUAGCUGGAGAGCAGCUCCAGAUUCAGUGGAUGCGUGUGUGAUCAGACCGUUAAAGACCCGAGGAUCACACGGCUUCUAAAUAAGAUCUCUAGCUUCUGUUUGAGCAUCAAGCAGAAGAACUGCACUGACAUCUAGUGGCGACUGAAGCCGGGCUCAGUGACAGCGGCUCAAAAUGAAUUCAUGUCUGCAAUGGAUUGAAAACUGCAGUUGCUCAAAUGACAGAAUGAGAGAAUGUAGAGGACGUGUGGGUGGAAGGAAGACCCAACCAAAUAAAGUCCGUCUGCAGCAAAGACCAAUAGAAAAAGCAUCUCAAAUGGUUUUAACUCUAGUUAAGCCUCUUUGCUUUAAGCGUCCACACAACCUGUAUAAAAUAUCUAUUUAAUUUCCUUCCUUUUCUUUUGGAAACCAAAACCAAAAAUGCUGACGUCUGCUCCCUGUGCUCCGUCAGACGUGACGUAUCUGUGAGGAAUCUGUGCAGGCGCCAGUGUUCGAUGCUCCCUGUAACUAGACUUUGCUUUAGGGGCAGCUCUUAUUUUAUCUACGCGACGAUGUGUUGUAAUUCUGUGUUAAUUUAUUCUGUAGUAGUGAAUGUGUGAUGUGGAGUGGGGAGCGUCCUCCAGGGGGCGCUGUGGGUCAGAGAAGACCCUGAACACAAGGCUUCACGCCUGCUGGAAUCAACACUCACCUGAUCAUUAACCCGGUUAGUGAUGGCAGGUGAGGGUUUUCAUCAGACAGAGGUCUCGAGGAUGAUUAGAACUCAAUGAAUGUACCAUCCAAUGUGAAGUCAAGAAUAUGUGUUAUGCUUUUUGUCUGUGUUUUUGAUUUCUUCUAUCCUUGAAAGCACAAAAAGACGGAUCUGAGAGUACAGCAGAGUAAAAGUGGUGAGUGAUGCUUGUUGGUCUGUUUACUGUCGCUCACCUCAUCUGUAACAUGGCAGAUGAUCUCAGAGGAGUCGCUGCGUCCACUAUACUGUAGUUCAUCCUCAAGGUGGCAGCUCUGAUAGGAAACACUGAGCGUCCAAGGGUGGUCCCACCGGGGCUUCAUUCACUGCAGUCCUGUUUUAUUAUCAGUGCAUCUUCAUGAUAUCUGUAAUUAAUGAUUUGAUCUUGUGUUGUCAAAUUUACGACUUUGGGCCCUAGUGAUACUAAACAUCCUUUUUGACUGAGGCCGACUGAUAUCUUUGUCGUAGCUGGUCAUGAAGCCAGUUCUGUGAAGGCCUCUGUGAUGAUGAGCUUAAUGUAACACCCCCAGUGGUUGAUGUAUUUAGUCUGCAGUCACGUGGUUUCCACCAGUAGAUUCUGAUUCAAGGGCUAAUCGUCUGAAUUACCCCCUAGUCGUCCGAGCCUCCGGCCCUUCGGUGUAGAACCCUCCUGGUAGUUUCCACUACCUGCACAGGCAGAGGAUCCAGAAUGUAUUUAGUCGUUCGUGUGAGCCACCAGUGUGACGUUGGCUUCCGCUUCGUGGUGUGACAUCAGACACCUGCUCGUUCUCCUUCGCAGACUUGAUUUUAUUUUCCUUUUUGUUUUAAAAAUGUUGAAUUGUUUUUGGUGACUUCCUGAAACUGUAUUGAUGAUCAUUCCAGUGCUUUUCUAUCGGUGAAUAUUAAGGGAGAAUGUCAGCUCAUAGACCUCACAGUUCAUUUACACACACCCUAAAGGCAUUUUAUGAUCUUCAAAUGUUCCUAAUGUCUCUUUUGGUUGAUUAAUUGAUUGACUAAGACUCUGCAGAAGUGAUCAGACCCCGGAUUUCCACAGAGCUGACGUUCUCCUUUUUUAAAUGUGUGAAACCAACCUCAGAAAUGUAUCUGUACAAAAUAUUGCUGAUAAUCAUUCCAUUGCACAUUGAUAGUUUACCUUGUGUUUAUAUGCAAUAUUUUAAUUUUGUGGGGGAAAUUGUUCUACUGUGUUAAUAUGAUUAUUAAAAAAAUGUAAAUAUUCAAUUUGGGCAAAUGAGCCGCUACAUUUAUAUAAAACUCUUCUGAGCUUAUGGAUUAAAAUAUUAAUGAGCAGCAGACUUUUUAAUAAACUAUAUUUGUUACACUUCUAUUGUGAAUAAAAGUCUUUUAAUAAG
Betta splendens (Siamese fighting fish) is the source of this 5387-nucleotide messenger RNA. It is a transcript of the gene man1a1, whose product is annotated as mannosidase, alpha, class 1A, member 1. The transcript has 12 exons. Gene Ontology annotation, cellular component: extracellular exosome; endoplasmic reticulum; Golgi membrane. Gene Ontology annotation, biological process: N-glycan processing; carbohydrate metabolic process. The coding region runs from base 240 to 2108 and encodes 622 amino acids. Lineage: Eukaryota; Metazoa; Chordata; Actinopteri; Anabantiformes; Osphronemidae. Gene Ontology annotation, molecular function: mannosyl-oligosaccharide 1,2-alpha-mannosidase activity; calcium ion binding. The record is from RefSeq and is a predicted model, not a curated record.